CACAACCAAGCAUGGCGGACGUCAAACAGGAUCCUAAGGUUUUGUUUCGCAAAAUUCACCAAAAAGCAAAGACUUUGGGAAUAACGGGGGAUCACUAUGACAUGCUUGAGUCUGUAGAUUACCUGAGAGAAAGCAAGAAGCCAUAUUGGACUAUCAUUUUUGCAGUGACAGUGGUUAUUUCGUCCGUACUCUUGGGAGUUUUCUUGGGCACGGGCUGGCCGCUAACAAACCGCACAGUAGCGGGAUUACUCUACAGCGCGUGGGGCGAAGACAUUGAACAAGAACCAUGUAUUUUUGAAAUAAACGAAUUCAUAUUCGAUAUCUUCAGGCCGCCGACGAACUGCGAUAUCUGCCGUAACAUCACUGAAGUUGUUCGGGUGUCGAACCUCUCCCAGGAGGAAUUCGAGCGUCUCUACGCGUACUCCGGCCGCCCGGUGGUUGUGACGGACGGGACGGCAAAUUGGACGGCGCAGACGGAGUUCAGUUUCUCCUUCUUCAAAAAUGUCUACGCCCCGGGGAGCCCCGUUCUAGAAAGCGCUACCAGGGACUGCCAGUUUUUCCCUUACCAGACGAGCUUCACGAACCUCGGGGAGGUAUUUGAGAUGGAAGAUCAGAGGGCGCAGUUGAAGGACAACGCCGAGCCCUGGUACAUUGGAUGGAGUAAUUGCGACCCAAUGGCAGCCAACAUAUUAAGGAAGCACUACUCAAGACCCUAUUUUCUCCCCAAGCUGGCCGAGUCCAGCAAGACAGAUUGGAUAUUCAUGGGCAGCCCAGGCUAUGGAGCAAACAUGCAUAUUGAUAAUGUGGGGAACCCGUCAUGGCAGGCCCAGAUCACGGGGACCAAGCGGUGGACCCUGGAGCCUCCUCCUGAGUGUUACAAGGAGUGCGUUCCCCGAAUAGAGGUGGUCGUCAAACCAGGAGACAUCAUUGUCCUGGACACAAAUGCCUGGUUUCACUCCACUUUGAUCGAAGGUAGCGACAUGAGCAUCACAAUCGGGUCAGAGUUUGACUAAACCCAAUGUUAAAAACAUUCCAAAGAAAAGGAUGAGACACAUUUAUACAAACUGGUGGAUAUGUCUUCAUAUUGCAAACAUACAGUUGACUUGCAGCCUUCUUGCAGAAAGCAUUAAAAGUUUCUGUAGGAGGGACUGCAAUCUGAUUUUAAAUUUUUGUGUUAGCAAGCUUUUUAUUUGUUAUUUUUCACCAUGUUAAGCAUGGUAUAGAUGCUGUAUGAUUUAAUGAAGUCAAUACUUCAUGGUCAUGUGACAGUAUGGUUACAGCAUUAUGAUAUUAUUUUGAUAACUUAUUUAAAAAAAAUGCAUAAUUUGCCUGGCCACAUUUAUUUGGAAAGAUUUUCUAUUUGAUCAGGUGUAAGAUAAGCAAUUAAACCACGUCCGUUUUGUUUAUCAGUAAAUAGCGAUGAAGAGCAAUGAUGUUUCAAAAGAUUAACAGGAAUUUGGUUGCUAUUUGAUGCCUUAUAACCGUUCCUUAUUAUAUAUAAGAAGAAGUGUAAUAAUAGAAAUGAUUUCCAAGUUCCUGGGAUAGGGCAGUGUUGAAUAGUAUAGGCAAAGAAAUGUUACUGAUGAAAUUGCAAAUUUCAAGUUAUGCACUCAAAUUUAUGGUAAUUAUUCAAUAUGUUGAAUCAUCUCACUGUUACUAAUAUUUCUUACUUUACAAAAUUUGAAUUCCAAAUGCUUACAACAUUGUCCAUUUUUAACAUAUUGCCAACUAAUUUUUCACAACUCUUGGAUCUACAUUUUAAGUAUCACCUACAAUUUUGGUUGGGGUAGGUUAAUAGUUUAUUAUCUGAUUUAUGUUGUUUGAAUUUAUUGAAUAAAGACAGUAAGAGUGCUGUUAUUUACCAAUAGGUAGUGAUAAAGUAUCAAGGUGUUUAGAAAGAAAGUGGUCAUAAUAUCUCUGAGUUUUCACAAAAAAAAAAUAUAUAUAUAUCCCGCCAAAAUUAGAAAAUGCAGAAUCUCAAAAUCUAAAUAGCAUACAGACUUAACAGUCAAUAAUGUGAUGUGAUCUGAUAAUUAGGUCAACAAAGUAUCAAGUUGUUUUUGGAUGUGAGAAUAUAGUAUUAUAUUUUCAUAGUUUUUAAUCUAAGAAGUGGCUUUGUCAUUGUUUUGAGUUUCUGAACUUGUAUUCAAUACCAAGUUUUAUUUGUAAACAAAAUGUGUAAAUUUUAUUUAAAAGGGCUUCCUCAGUUUUCAUUUUGAAUUUUUUCUCUU
Messenger RNA from Lingula anatina, 2231 nucleotides. RefSeq lists its product as uncharacterized. Gene Ontology annotation, molecular function: 2-oxoglutarate-dependent dioxygenase activity. The record is from RefSeq and is a predicted model, not a curated record. Lineage: Eukaryota; Metazoa; Brachiopoda; Lingulata; Lingulida; Lingulidae.